GAGACAGAGAAGCAGUCCAGGGUUUGGGAUUACUUGGCUUUUUCUUCCCUGCUUUAUCUCCUUCACACCACCAUCUAGACCUAGCUGCUCUCUGCACUGAGCUCCUGUUCCUAACUUUCCACCUCUUCCAGGGAAUUGGAGAGACGAUUUAAGGCCACACAUAAGCUGCUGCCCAUGUAUCUGAAGUAAGAAACGUGAAAAGAUAUCAUUCUGGGAUGUAGUACAACCGCAUCUCCUCCUCAUUCGUUCCCUUCCAUCAUCCCUUUCCUCCCCGAAUUGUCCCAAAAGGGACUUCAGAGGAGUUGAGGUGGACAAAAUGAUUUUUUUAAGCCAAAAAAUAAAUAAGCCCUGCUUUUUCAUCCCCCUCCCUCUGGAUGUAUUCUGAUGGAAACAAAGAAUACAGAUAGAGUGAGAGAGCUGCUUCUGGAGACUUUAGAGACGGAGAAAGUAGGAGAGGGGAGGGGAACGGGAGAAAAGAGAAUCUGGAAGGAGGGAGGUGGGGGGAGGGCGGUGCGAGAGAGAGAAAAAAAAAAAAGAAGAGCCAAAGGGAGAGAGCGUAUUGUCAUGCAACAGUGGGUAUGUGUGAAGCAAAUCAAAGCCGAGCCUGCUCAGGAUUGGAAGCAGCUUUAAGUGGGUGACAGCCACUCGCUAUUUAGGCAGACUCGGUGGCAGUUGAGAAGCACACAUCUGCUACAGCUGCAGCAGCCUCCAGAGCCUUCACCACUGCAGCCUCGGGCAAAGCCACAGUUCUUUUCUCCUCCCUCUUUCCUGACUGCCCAGCUGAGAGCUUCACAUCUGGCUGACAGCAGGGGCUCCUGCAGCAUCUCUCUUCUCUUCAUCUCCUCUUCAUUGGUUCUCUUCUGUCACCUGCGGUCAGCCCAUUGAUGGGCCGUUUGCCGGCAUGAGUGGCCCCUCGACACUGGCCCCUGGGGUGGAGGAAGCCAUAACGACAGGAAUCAUUGGAUUUUGGACGGACUGGCCCAGGGCCCCCAAUGUCAGCCGCCCCCAGGGAAGUAUGAGCGGGGAGGAAGAUGAAGGAAGCGGGGCAGGGGGUGAGGCUGGAAUGAUAAUUAUACAGUCCAUCUAUGCACUGGUGUGCCUGGUGGGGCUGGUGGGUAAUGCCUUAGUUAUCUUUGUCAUUCUACGAUAUGCUAAGAUGAAGACCGCCACCAACAUCUACCUGUUGAAUCUGGCCAUUGCUGAUGAACUUUUUAUGCUCAGUGUGCCCUUUGUGGCCUCCUCUGCUGCCCUACGCCAUUGGCCCUUUGGCUCUGCCCUCUGCAGGACUGUGCUGAGUGUUGAUGGCCUCAAUAUGUUCACCAGUGUCUUCUGCCUGACAGUGCUCAGUGUAGACCGAUAUAUUGCUGUGGUGCACCCCCUGAGAGCUGCCACCUACCGAAGGCCCAGUGUGGCCAAGCUCAUCAAUGGAGGAGUGUGGCUAGCAUCCUUGCUGGUCACUCUGCCCAUUACCAUCUUUGCAGAUACAAAGCCCACUCGAGGGGGCCAGGCUGUGGCCUGCAACCUUCAUUGGCCUCACCCAGCCUGGUCUGCUGUCUUUGUGGUCUACACCUUUCUCCUGGGUUUCCUCCUUCCUGUCCUAGCCAUUGGCCUCUGUUAUCUGCUUAUUGUGGGCAAGAUGAGAGCAGUGGCCCUCAGGGCUGGAUGGCAGCAGAGACGCAGAUCAGAGAAGAAGAUCACCAGGUUGGUGCUCAUGGUGGUAGCUGUCUUUGUGCUUUGCUGGAUGCCUUUCUAUGUGGUACAGCUGCUGAACCUCUUUAUGCCUAGCCUGGAUGCCACUGCUAACCACGUGUCACUCAUCCUCAGUUAUGCUAACAGCUGUGCAAAUCCCAUUCUAUAUGGCUUCCUUUCAGAUAACUUCAGGCGUUCUUUCCAGAGGGUGCUCUGCCUUCGUUGUUGUCUCCUGGAUGCUGCUUCUGCUGCUGAGGAAGAACCACUGGACUACUAUGCUACAGCCCUCAAGAGCAAAGGGGGUGGGUGCAUGUGCCCAGCUCUGCCCUGUCAGCAGGAGCCUGUGCAUCCAGAACCCUGUGGCAAGCAUGGCACCCUUACCAGGACCACCACCUUCUAAAGAACAAACUUCUGCUUCUUGGUCCCACCUAUUACUUUUUCAGUCCUGGUUCAUUAUGCAGAGAUCAUCACCUUUCAAAGAGACCAUCCUCAUCAUGUCCCGUAAAACUGCCUCCUCCUUGAACAUCCCCUAAAACCUUGGACUUCUGGAGUGGCUAGACUUUCCCAAAAGACCAUCUCCUUUCUAGAUACUAAAGGACAUCUGCACCCUGCUGAGACCCUUUCCUCUCCCUAGAACCACAGUUUGCUAAAGGACAUCUCCAAUGGGGUAGGAUUCACUCAAUGCAUGGACCAUGGUGAUUAGCAUUCCUGUACCCUUGGAGUUUGUUUUAUUUUGGUUUUUGCAUUUUUAUUGGAAUGGGAUGGGAUGAAGGGGAAAUAAGAGAGUGCUAUAUCUGUGACUUGUUUCUCCAGCUUUCCUUUAGAAAGGAUAGAAAAAAAAAACAGUCAGGUGUCAGAAAGGAACCUGACCCUAGAUUCUGUCCUCAAAAUAAGAACUCUUUCCUUUUCUAUGGGCUAUGUCUUUCUUAUUGUAAUUUGGGUACAGUAUGAACUAUGUACAGAGAAAAAAAAGAAUACGAUAUUUCAGAAGACUCCUUUCCUAUUCCUCUGUUACCAAGUGAUAUUUAUUUACAAUAGUCUAGGAUACUCUCUUGUUUGCCUCUAGCCUUGGCAUGUAGUCAUAUCAUAAGUGACAUCUGUAUCACUCCUGGUCAAUAACAGGUUCUUUGUGACCAGAGUCAAUUUUGAAGCCAUGUAUUGUGGGGCUUAAUGUAAAACAUUGAGUUAGGCAAUAAUAAAAACAAUAGAGAGGAUAAAAUCUCACCUGGCUCUUGUGCCAUUAUUUAUUUACCAUUGUCCCUUUAGUGUGGGAAUUUGUCAUAUUUGUGAGGUAUGUAUUUGUAUUACUGCUAAGAGAGUAGCAAUGGGGAUGGGAAGGAAAAAUUAAAAUAGAAAAAGUAAUUGUUCUUAAGAAAGGAUGUAAAUGUGUAUGUAGAAGAAAGUUUAUCCUUUCUUCAUCAUUUGUUUGCUUGGGGGGGAGGUAACAGAGUUCAUUAACCAUUAGAAAAUACUUACAUAAUAAACCUUGACUCAAGCCUUAGAUCUAAAGAACCCCAAAAGACAUAAAUUCUUUCUUGCUAGAUCAAUUAGGGCUGACAGUUCUUGCAAUGGAAAUAGCCAAUUUGUGAAAAGUCUCAUUUCUGCUCAGUCAAAUCAAGAGAAGUCUGUAAUUUCUGAUAAUUGUUCUUUUUCUUAGAAGUCCAAAUAAAAAUGUUAUUUGUUAUUGAA
This is a messenger RNA of Monodelphis domestica (gray short-tailed opossum), 3378 nucleotides long. RefSeq names its product somatostatin receptor 4 (gene SSTR4). Gene Ontology annotation, biological process: cellular response to glucocorticoid stimulus; neuropeptide signaling pathway. Gene Ontology annotation, molecular function: somatostatin receptor activity; neuropeptide binding. The record is from RefSeq and is a predicted model, not a curated record. Gene Ontology annotation, cellular component: plasma membrane; neuron projection. Lineage: Eukaryota; Metazoa; Chordata; Mammalia; Didelphimorphia; Didelphidae.